This is a messenger RNA of Zophobas morio, 1089 nucleotides long. RefSeq names its product tyrosyl-DNA phosphodiesterase 1-like. Gene Ontology annotation, biological process: DNA repair. The record is from RefSeq and is a predicted model, not a curated record. Lineage: Eukaryota; Metazoa; Arthropoda; Insecta; Coleoptera; Tenebrionidae. Gene Ontology annotation, molecular function: single-stranded DNA binding; double-stranded DNA binding; 3'-tyrosyl-DNA phosphodiesterase activity. Gene Ontology annotation, cellular component: nucleus. The transcript has 5 exons. Bases 1 to 1029 code for a protein of 342 amino acids.
AUGGAUCCUGAAGCAGCCAAAAAACACCGUUUAUACAGCAACCACCACGAAAAAAUUAGCAUCUACGUUUACGACGACGACUCUCUGAGGGUGGUUAUCUCCACGUGCAAUCUGCGCGACCAAUGGGAGCGCUUCAACCACGGCUUCUGGGUGAGCCCUCGUUGUCGACGCCUCAACGACGACGACCAAUCUGGUGGUGAAUCCGCGACUAAAUUCAAGUCCGACCUUUUGGCGUUCUUAAACCACUACGAUCUUCCGAUUUUGGAACCGUGGAGCAACGAUGUGACGUCAGCCGAUUUUAGUGACGUCACAGCUUUCCUUAUAACGUCAAUUCCGGGUCGCUAUAGCCCCGACAACCCCGGCAGCCACAUCCAACAAGUGCAAAAUGUAUUGAAAAAGCACUCGCGUUUACCCCCGAACGAAGAACCCUUCUGGCCUGUGAUUGCGCAGGCGUCGAAUUUGGGCCAGUUCGGUGAGUCCCCGGACGUCUGGUUGCGCUCUUUCUUUUUGAGUCGGUUGGCGUCGCCUCUGGCGCCGCUCAAGAUCGUUUUUCCGACGUGGAAGGAGGUGAUGAAUGGGGUUUUCGACGCCGAGCUCGUGGGGGAGGGGCUGCGGUACAGUCGAGCCGUGCAUACUAACCAGCUGUGGCUUCAGGAUUUUUUAUAUCAGUGGAAGGCCAAUGAACUAGGGAGGAGCAAAUUUAUGCCGCAUACGAAGACGUACUGCAGGGUGUCGUCGUAUUCGACGAAGGUGGCGUGGUUUUUGCUUACCACCGGGAACGUGAAUAAGGGAGCUUGGGGGCAGUACUACGCACCCAGAGGGGGUGAGAGGACUGAGGAUAUUUUUGUGAGGAACUGCGAAAUCGGGGUUUUGCUUGUUCCGAAGUUCUUUGGUGAGAAGUACUUCCAGGCCAAAAGUGACGUGGGGGAGAAGGUUUUUCCGUUGCUUUAUGAUUUGCCGCUGAGGAAGUACACGGAGAAGGACUACCCGUGGUCGCUUCGGCCGUCAAAACAUAGAGCCCAAAAAUAACCAAACUCUCUGAUUUAGUAACUCUUACACUUAUAUUCAAAAAUAUAUAUCUCAAGAGUU